AUGCUCUCGGCGAUGCGCACGCGCCCUCGCUCGGUGGCGCGGGGGGCGCUGCGGCAGGCGACGCUCGUCGAGCAGCACCCGAGCGUCGCGCGCAAGAGGCAUACAGACGCUGCCGAGGUGCAGUGCGCGCCGAAGAAAGCGCGCGCGCGCACGCCGCGUCGCCGCACGCCGCCGCCGCCACCCGAGUCGAUCACGGAGCAUGUCGCACGCAAGACGGCCCUGUCCGUGACCGACCUCGUGUCGCCGUCGUGGUGCGAGUACGCGUACCUGUACAAUAUCCUCGCGCAGUCGCACCUGCCGCUGUGGAAGCGGCCCCAGUCGAUCACCACACCAGACGGCAACGUGCUCACGCCGAGCUGGGCGCAGCUCCAGGCACGCGAAGAGGUCCUCGCGCGGGGCACCGAGAUCCACGACGCACUCGAGCGCGAGGUGCAGCCGGUCGAGCUCACAUUCCGCUUCGAGACGCCGGCCGACGAGUGGGCGCUGUACGUGCUCCAGUUUGCCGCGAGUCUCUGCGCCGCACGCCGCGGCCGCGCACGCGAAGUGCCGGUGCUCGGCUUUGUGCACGGGCGCCUGGUGCGUGGCAUUGUCGACGAGCUGCGCUUCGAGAAAGGCGGCGUGGUCGUGUCGGAUACGAAAACCCGCCAUAGCGCGCGGCUGCCGUCCGAGGCCGACCAGAUGCAGGCGCGGCUCCAGUGCAUGCUGUACAAGCGCCUGAUCGACGGGCUGUACACGGGCAUCACUGGCACCGAGAUGCCGGGGCGCGAUCCGCACGCCGAGCCAGUCGCAUUUGCGGCUGUCGCCGAGACGCUGCGCAUCGAUCUCGACGCGCGGCUUUCGGACGCGUUCCUCCAGGACGUCGCCGAGAUGAUUGCGACGACAGCCACGCCGUGGCACGUCGCACAGGUCGACGGCCUAUCGCUGCGCACCGCCGUCGACCUCGCGCGCGAGGCGCUCCUCCUCCUCCUCCAAGAUACCCCCAUGCCGAUCGGCGAAAAGCUCGAGCUGGUCUAUGUGUGCCGCGGCAACGCCAAGCCGCUCGGCGUCGAGGCGUUUGCGGAUGCGCCCGACGUGCUGCAGACCUACCUCUACCACCUCUUUACGCUCCUGCGAGGCGUGCGCCGGCCAGAAGGCGUCGACGUGCAGAGCACGCGCCGCUGCGACAGCUGUGCGUGGCGCGAGGGAUGCGAAUGGCGCGCGGCGCAAGCAAGCGCGGCGCUCGAGCGCGUACGCCCGGCGGCGCUGCCUUUGCCGGUGGCGUUCGCCUCGAGCGACGACGAGGCGCUCUGGAGCGAGUUUUCGCUCGAUCACCUCGUGGAUCUACAGUGGUAG
Messenger RNA from Malassezia japonica, 1332 nucleotides. RefSeq lists its product as uncharacterized. The transcript has a single exon. Lineage: Eukaryota; Fungi; Basidiomycota; Malasseziomycetes; Malasseziales; Malasseziaceae. The record is from RefSeq and is a predicted model, not a curated record. Gene Ontology annotation, molecular function: single-stranded DNA 5'-3' DNA exonuclease activity. Gene Ontology annotation, biological process: interstrand cross-link repair. Gene Ontology annotation, cellular component: mitochondrion; nucleus. The coding region runs from base 1 to 1332 and encodes 443 amino acids.